Salvia splendens (bonfire salvia) is the source of this 356-nucleotide messenger RNA. Its product is annotated as (+)-pulegone reductase-like. The transcript is spliced from 3 exons. NCBI's taxonomy places the organism in Eukaryota, Viridiplantae, Streptophyta, Magnoliopsida, Lamiales, Lamiaceae. Bases 21 to 356 code for a protein of 111 amino acids. The record is from RefSeq and is a predicted model, not a curated record. Gene Ontology annotation, molecular function: 2-alkenal reductase [NAD(P)H] activity.
CCCAAAGAAUCAACGGCAAAAUGGGUGAGGAAAUUAGCAACAAGCAAGUGAUACUCAGCAACUAUGUCAAAACAUCUGUGAACGAAUCCGAUAUGUCGCUGAGAACUUCCAAAAUUCAACUCAAAAUUCCCAGCGGUUGCGACGGCGCCGUUUUGGUGAAGAAUAUCUACUUAUCCAUCGAUCCUUUUAUUCUUGCCCUCAUGAAGAAUCAGGAGCUCGAUUUACCUUCUUUCAUGCUGGAUUCUCCUAUUUAUGGAUUUGGAGUGUCGAAAGUACUGGAUUCGUCUCAUCCAAAUUUCAAGACGGGCGAGCUAGUUUGGGGGUUUACUGGCUGGGAGGAGUAUAGCCUUAGUUAA